GGUCGACCUGACAACGCCUAGCGGAGUACAGUAGGCAUCUUCCCUUCUCUGGGCCGCACCCGCAGUCCCGCACCGCCACGCGCCAGAGACCAUGUGGCGCCGCGCCGGAGCCGGGCCGCUCCUCCACCACCUCGCUGCAGCCGCCUCCGCCGCCGCCGCCGGCCGCUGCAUUAAUGGACGGCCGCUACCUCCUAUGCCCACCGCCUCUUGGUCCCCCCUGUUCCAGCACAAUCUUGGAAUCUCGUGGGGUUCCGCUUCUGUCGGGGCUCCCUUCCGGAGCCUGUCGAACCAGUCAAGCGGCGGCGGCGCGUGCUGGAGCUGCGGUGCGACGGGCGCGUUCCUCUCCUGCGGGUCCUGCGGGAGCGUGCAGCCUGUCGACCCCGCCGUCGACUACUUCCAAAUAUUUGGCCUAAAAAGAGAGUAUAAUAUAACGGAUAAUAACUUGGAAGGGAAGUACAAGGACUGGCAGAAGAAGUUACAUCCUGACCUAGUUCACUCGAAAUCUGAGAAAGAGAGGGGCUAUGCUGCGGAGCAGUCAGCACUUGUGAUCGAUGCAUACCGCACACUCAGCAAACCUUUAUCAAGGGCAUUGUACUUGUUGAAACUCGAGGGUAUACAUGUGGAUGAAGAAAAGACUAUCAAUGAUCCAGAACUUCUUAUGGAGAUGAUGGAGAUACGGGAAGCUGUCAGUGAUGCCAGUGAUUCUCAAACCCUGGAGAAGAUCCAAUCUCAGAUUAAGGCAAAGCUCGAAACCUGGUCCGAUUCCUUCCAGGAGGCAUUUGACAGGAAGGAUUUUGACCGUGCGGUGGAAGCCACACAGAGAAUGAGGUACUAUGAACGUGCAGUGGAAGAAACAGUGAAGAAGCUCUGAGCCUCUGAUCUUCUGUUACAGCUGCCAAAGGUGGUGAGGCUUGUGUCUUUUCGUACGGUUCCUUGCAGAUCCCCCUGUGCUCACGCAGCUACAUUGCAACAGUAACAUAGUACAGAGUAGGUCAUUUUUUUUACUUAUACGUUGCAAUGUAUUAUAUGACUACAUUGGAAUAUGUUACUGUAGCUACAUUGCAACAGUAAUAUAUAUGACUACACAAGACCAUACGUUGUAAUGCUAAAUUCCAAAUGUAUCCAUGGCUGGUGCACCGCAGGUAAUUUUUUUUUA
This is a messenger RNA of Zea mays, 1156 nucleotides long. Its product is annotated as iron-sulfur cluster co-chaperone protein HscB homolog. The record is from RefSeq and is a predicted model, not a curated record. Gene Ontology annotation, biological process: protein complex oligomerization; [2Fe-2S] cluster assembly. The transcript is spliced from 6 exons. NCBI's taxonomy places the organism in Eukaryota, Viridiplantae, Streptophyta, Magnoliopsida, Poales, Poaceae. Gene Ontology annotation, molecular function: ATPase activator activity; protein-folding chaperone binding. The coding region runs from base 92 to 871 and encodes 259 amino acids.